UUUAUGUAGCUUCAAGAAAUUUAUAUUUUUAUAAUAAGCAAAGUUUACUGUGAUUUUAAACAAUAGUAAAUCUAUAACCUUGUAAUAUCUUACAUGAUAGAAUCAGUACUAAUCGUUUCAGAACAAUAAGUUUAAAUUAAAUUUAUAAAAUGUCCAGUAAAGAUUAUUAUGAGCAAUGGCUAAAAAUAAAAAAAGAGAUAGAAGCUGCUUUAGCUGAAGAUAAGCAAUUGCAAGAACUUGCAGUUGGUAUGGUUGGUAUAAAGCCUCAGCUAACUGCAGUCGAAAUUGUAGCAAGAGUUUAUUGUAAGUACUGUAAACUUUAUAAUCAAUUAUGCGAGUGCUAUGACCAAAUGGCACAAGUUCAGCGGCGACCUUCUAUACUUAAAAUAAUUGAUGCAAUAACAUGUCGGCUAAUGGAACUCAAAGUAUCUCUUCAAAAUGUUGAAUCUUUUGAAUACACCUACCCAGAUAAUGCACUACAACAAAUGAUCAUUGUCCCACAAGAUAUUGAGGUUCUGUGUCCUUUUCAUUAUCCAUUUGAAAUUCGUCAAAAAGAAAUGCAAUAUAUAAUAGAUGAAAUCUUUUCUAGCAAUAGAAUUGGGGAUCCGGAACCUACACCGUCUGAAAUUGAAAGGAAAGAACAAGAGAGACUAGAAGAAGAAGAAAGACUAAGAGCUGAAAAAGAAGAUGAAAUUAAAAGAAAGAUGGCAAUGGGUGAAGAUAUAUCCACAGAAGAAUCAGUUGAGAAACUCUCCCCAAAGGAGUUAGAAGCAAGAAGAUUGCUAGCAGAAUACCUUGAACAUGUUUUAAAUAUUCAAAGAAUGGAACGGUCUCGAUCUAUGAUUCUCGAAAAAACACACAAAGAAAAUAAAGAUGCCGAUUUGUAUCUAGAGCUUGCUGGGUUAAAAAAACCUUUACCAAGCGAACAUCUGCAGAUCAAAGCUGCAUCGUUCAUACAAAAAUUAUAUAGACAGUUUAUGAAACUUAAACGUGAACAUUUGCGUCUUUAUAAGCUGAAAGCUAAGUUAGGAAUGAUUGUUCCUUCUUGGUCACCACCAUCUGCAAAACAAGCAUUAGAAAAAGUAAAAGAACAUAGAAGAAAAUUUAGGCAUGAUUAUUAUAAAAAGUGGAUAGAAGAGUCCAUCAAAGAGAAGGCUCGUGUGCUAAGAUUAAGGGAAGGUAAUAUAAUGGAGGACAUUUCAGAUCAAAUUCGAUUUUGGUUUCAACAAUGGUAUCGUAAUUUCCGGGUUUUUGAUGAGUUUCCUUGGCCUGAAGAAGGGGGUUCUAUAUUGAUUGUGAAGGGUGAAACUAUGUCGAUAGAAGAAUAUGUUGAUUGGAGAACUGAAGAAGAGAAGAGACUUAAAGCAGCGGCAGGAACAACAAAAACAAAAGAACAAAUCAAAGCUGAAAAAAUUGCUGCUCGUGAAGAAGCGAAGCGAUUAGCUCUUGAUGCAAAAUUAAAGCAUCAAAAAUGGCUUUUAGAUUAUAAAAAAGCCCGCUUGAAUCCGGAUAAUGAUCCAGGUAUAUAUUAUUUAGUUGGUACCAAAUUAGAGGCUUUUAAUGAGGCUUGGAAUGACUAUCAAAUUCAAUGGAAACUAAUUGAUAAUGCGCCUUGUCCAAAUGAGGAUGUUUUCAAGGGAUUCAUAACCUCUAUCGUUACGGAAGAUGCAUAUUUUGAUGCACAAUUGAAAUUGCGGAGUGUUGUAGACGAUAUGAUGCGAUUGGAAUUAAAUCUGUUGAAAAAUGCCUUAAAAAAAGAUUAUGCGUAUGUAAAUGCCAAAAUUCCGAUAACUAUGAAAAGGAUAAGACCUAAAAAGGUCAAAGCACCUAAACCUGAUAAGAUGAAACCUGAAGAGAUGUUUCAGAUAUUAGCAGAUGAGGGUAUCGUGCGAAAAUAUCCUCGCGUUGUACUUGAUGAUUAUUGGGGAGACAGAAAUUAUGGUGCUGCUGAUUUAAGAGGUGUUCCAUGGACACCAAGCUUUCCACCUCCCGGUAUAGGUGAUGUUAAAGAACAGAUUAGGCUCAAAUGUAUUCUGGCGAUGGGAUCUUCAUGUGAAAAUGCUGAAAGAUCGCAUUUAUUAGUUGGGCCUAAGGGAUCUGGAAAACGCACUUUGGUUUACGCUAUCGCAACUGAGACAAAUGCACUUCUUGUAGACUUGUCACCCAAAAAUGUAUAUAAUAAAUUUCCAGGACCUAAAAAUCUAAAGGAAAUGUUUAGAAUGAUUAACAUUAUAAGUAGACUAAUGCAACCUACAGUUAUAUUUGUGGAAAACGCGGACAAAAUGUUUUAUAAAUCAGUGCCAAAAGAAGAGAAAGUAUUCGAUCCCCAAAGAUUGCAAAAAGAUUUUUUCAAAGACAUUGUAAAACCAAUAGACUCAGAAAAAGAUAAGAUAUUGGUAUUAGGAACUGCGUCAGAACCAUGGCUUUGCCGAAAUGGACCAAUGUUUAAAGCAUUCCCUUCAACAAUAUUGAUACCGAGAACAGAUUUUGGAAGCAUAUCAUAUAUUUUGAAUAAGGUAUUAAUGCAGUAUCAUGGAAUGGAUAGAGAUUUUGACGUGCAAUGUGUUGCGCAAACAUUACGUGGUUUUGAUAUAAAUUCAAUAAGAAAAGCCUUGAACUUACUGUUAAAUGGAAAACGAGUUGCUGCGCUGUAUCAUAAACCCUUGCAACCAAUGGAAGUACUGAACAGCGUCAUGGAAUACGAGGACAAGGUGUUUACUUCACUUCAGGACUACGAUAUGUACUGGCAAUGGUAUAUAGUUUAUUCGGCAUGGGGAGCAAGGUACACGGAUUUAAUGCAGAUAUUGCAGUCUCAGCUUGCUUAUAAAUUAAAAGCCGAUAAGAAGAAGAAAAAAUAAUAUCAUUCGUCCUUUACAAAAUUACUACAGACCAGUGUUGUAAAAUUUUUACUCGACUUAUUGGUUAGUAAUAAAUUAAAUCUUUGAGUCUGCCAUCUAUGUAAAAAACA
Messenger RNA from Leptidea sinapis, 2968 nucleotides. RefSeq names its product dynein regulatory complex protein 11-like. The record is from RefSeq and is a predicted model, not a curated record. Gene Ontology annotation, molecular function: ATP hydrolysis activity; ATP binding. The transcript has a single exon. Lineage: Eukaryota; Metazoa; Arthropoda; Insecta; Lepidoptera; Pieridae. The coding region runs from base 150 to 2858 and encodes 902 amino acids.